AUGGCCGUCGAACGUUUAUCUUCAAUCUUCAACCAGCUGAAGCCGGGCAGCUCUGCCGUGUCGGCAAUCACGCAAAAGAACCCUGACGAUGUCGUUGUCACGCUCGCGAUCCGCACUCCUUUGACCAAGGCUGCCAAGGGUGGAUUCAAGGACACUGGGCUUGAUUAUAUUGUGUACUCGGUACUGAAGGAGCUCGUCCAACGCUCGAAUCUGGACCCGGCGCUUAUUGAGGAUGUUUGCCUCGGAAAUGUCAACGACGGCAAAGCCGCCUAUCUCGGCCGAGCCGCCUCUCUCGCAGCCGGAAUCCCUCACACAGCCGGCGCAUCGUCGGCCAACCGCUUCUGCGCUUCGGGACUCAAAGCCAUCCAAGACAUUGCCAACCAGAUCCGCCUAGGCGCAAUCGACGUUGGCGUGGCUGUUGGUGCGGAAUCCAUGUCGACCAGCGACCGCGGUCCGAACCCGUUCCACGAGGAAAUCAUAAAGAACCAAGAAGCCGCCGAUUGCCUGCAGCCCAUGGGCCAGACGUCUGAGAAUGUUGGAAAUGACUUUGGAAUCUCCCGCGAACAGCAGGAUACCUUUGCAGUCGAGUCCUUCCGGCGCGCAGAGGUUGCGCAAAAGGCGGGCUGGUUUGAUGAUGAGAUUGUGCCUAUUACCACCAAGGUCAAGGAUCCCAAGACAGGCGAGGAAAAGACUGUCACGCUGACCCGGGACGAGGGUCCUCGGUAUGGAACUACCUUGGAAGGAUUGAGCAAGAUUCGUCCUGCUUUCCCUCAGUUUGGAAACAAGACCACUGGCGGUAACGCCAGCCAGGUGACAGACGGAGCCGCCGCCGUCCUUCUGAUGCGCCGAUCCAAGGCCGUCGAGCUGAACCAGCCCAUCUUGGCCAAAUUCUGCGGCGCCACCGUCGCCGGCGUGCCCCCUCGCGUGAUGGGCAUCGGCCCAACUGCAGCAAUCCCCAAACUGCUCGGCCAAUUCAACCUGACGAUCGAAGACAUUGAAAUUUUCGAGAUCAACGAGGCCUUUGCCUCGAUGGCGGUCUACUGCUUGAAGACUCUGGGUAUUGACCACGAGAAACUGAACCCGCGCGGUGGUGCUAUUGCGCUGGGACAUCCUCUGGGGGCUACCGGUGCUCGUCAGGUUUGCACGGUUCUGAGCGAGGCACGGCGUACGAAGAAGAAGGUUUUGGUUACGAGUAUGUGCAUUGGGACGGGCCAGGGUAUGGCUGGUCUGUGGGUGAACGAGCAGGUUUAG
Talaromyces rugulosus is the source of this 1251-nucleotide messenger RNA. RefSeq lists its product as uncharacterized. Bases 1 to 1251 code for a protein of 416 amino acids. Gene Ontology annotation, cellular component: peroxisome. Gene Ontology annotation, molecular function: acetyl-CoA C-acyltransferase activity. The transcript is spliced from 4 exons. Gene Ontology annotation, biological process: phenylacetate catabolic process; fatty acid beta-oxidation. The record is from RefSeq and is a predicted model, not a curated record. Lineage: Eukaryota; Fungi; Ascomycota; Eurotiomycetes; Eurotiales; Trichocomaceae.